Molecule: messenger RNA, 690 nt
Organism: Castor canadensis (American beaver)
Lineage: Eukaryota; Metazoa; Chordata; Mammalia; Rodentia; Castoridae
Gene: Nenf
Product: neudesin neurotrophic factor
Cellular component (GO): endoplasmic reticulum; membrane; endomembrane system
Source: RefSeq, a predicted model, not a curated record
GGGACUCGGGACUCGGGGUCCCCGCCCUCGCGCGGCCGGCGCUGCACGCUCUCCAUGGCGGGCCCCGCGCCCUGGUGGCCGCUGGCAGCGCUGGCCCUGGUUCUGGCGCUGGCCCCGGGCUUGCCCGCAGCCCACGCUGGGCAGACGCCGCGCCCCGCCGAGCGGGGGCCCCCGGUGCGGCUCUUCACCGAGGAGGAGCUGGCCCGCUACGGCGGGGAGGAGGAAGAUCAGCCCAUCUACUUGGCAGUGAAGGGUGUGGUAUUUGAUGUCACUUCCGGAAAGGAGUUUUAUGGACGAGGAGCCCCCUACAAUGCCUUGACUGGGAAGGACUCCACCAGAGGGGUGGCCAAGAUGUCCCUGGAUCCUGCAGACCUCACUCAUGACACUACGGGUCUCACGGCCAAGGAACUGGAAUUCCUGGAUGACAUCUUCACCAGAGUAUACAAAGCCAAAUAUCCCAUCGUUGGCUACACAGCCCGGAGAAUUCUCAAUGAGGACGGCAGCCCCAACCUGGACUUCAAGCCUGAAGACCAGCCCCAUUUUGACAUAAAGGAUGAGUUCUGAUGUUCUAUUUGCAAGGCAGGCUCUCUGGAAGGGCAGGUGGGGACAGAUGCUAAAUUGCCUACAGAAUAGGUUGCCAGAAGCCUCUGAGUCACCUGGAUCUGAAUAAAGCAGAUGUUUAACCUGGAA